Molecule: messenger RNA, 720 nt
Organism: Funneliformis mosseae
Lineage: Eukaryota; Fungi; Glomeromycota; Glomeromycetes; Glomerales; Glomeraceae
Source: the annotation of a GenBank genome assembly
CUUGAAAUCGCUGAUGUGUUUAUGAGAGAUAAAGAAGCAUUAAAAGCUUUAAUUAAAUGUAAAAAUAUAUCAACUUUGCAUUUUGAGAAUUCAUUUAUUUCACCCGAGAAUUUUCAAUGGAUUGUACUUGCGGAAUUACCAAGAUUACAAAGUUUGAAAUUUACGAGAAAUUGGACAGAGGAAACCAAUGAAAAUCCGAUGGCAAAAAUAUUCCUUGAUAAAAGGAAAUCAUUUGGUUUAAAAGAACUUUUCCUCAACAAUUCUAAGAUAGAAAAUUUCGGACUGUUAGGUCUCGUUAGUUCCAAUUGUCGGAACCUUGUCAGCCUUUCCGUGCUCGUAAAAUCAAAUGAAGAUAUCUCGAACAUUUCCUCAUUUUUAAAAGAUACGUCAACCCUGGAAAAACUUGAGUUAUCAACGUCCGGUCCGCAUACAUAUGAUUUUAACACGGAAACUAUAAUUGAAAUGGCAAAGAUUUUGCCCAAACAAAUAUACCAUGUUAACCUUUUAAAGGUUAUAGAUAGUUUGGUGGAGUGCGAAAAAUUUUUGGAACAUUGUUCGGCAGAUCUCAACCAUUUUUACGUCGAAUUUUCACAAUAUUAUUUUUUUAAAGUAGAUAGACAUAUAGAAUUUGUGAAAAAUUGGUCGACGAAAAAUGGAAAGGAGAUCAAAAUUUUAAACAUUACAUGGUAUAACAUUAAUAUAGAAUGGUGGAGGAGAUAA